Molecule: messenger RNA, 2136 nt
Organism: Symbiodinium sp. CCMP2592
Lineage: Eukaryota; Dinophyceae; Suessiales; Symbiodiniaceae
Source: the annotation of a GenBank genome assembly
AUGCUGCACAAGAUCCUUGCGGGACAUGUGGAGACGCCCCCGGGCCUUGACUAUGUGGGCGGAUUCUGCGGAGGUUUGCGGGACGACUACCGUCGACGUUUCGCGUAUUUUCGGUCAGACUGGCUCACGGACGUCAUGAAAGGGAAGACGGUCUCAGGUGCGCUGUUCCUUUUCUUCGCCACCUUCACCUCUACCCUCGCCUUGGGCAAGCACAUCAACGAUGUGACCCAUGGAGUCAUCGGCAUCAAUGAGUACAUGAUUAUGAACAGCAUCUCGGGCAUGCUGCACUCUGUUUUGGGUUGUCAGCCGCUACUCGUUCUGCGCCCGACCGGGCCGAUCACAUUGCUCAUUGAGAAGCUCCAUGAGGUCAGCGAGUGGCUUGUACUUCCUUUCUGGCCGCUCUUUGCUUGGACGGGGAUUUUCGUGGGUAUCUACAUGUUUAUCAUCGCUGCGACGGAGCUCAGCCGAUUCAUCAAGUAUGUGACAGCAUUUACAGAGAACAUCUUUGCAACUUUCAUUGGCACGGUCUACAUCAACGACGGCAUUCAGGGCAUGAUCCGUGUGUGGAACAGUGGCGCCACAGACAUCGCAGCAAGAAAACUGCUCGUUUUUAACAUGACCCUGGGCUGCACGGCCUUGGCCUACUACCUCAGCAACAUCCCCAGCACAGCCUGGGGCACCUACACCAUCCGAAAGGUGCUCUCAGAUUAUGCGCUGACCAUCUCAGUCUUCGUGCUGGCCAUCGUUGCUGCUGUCCUUGACGCGAACUUUUUUGGAGUGGACUUCAUUGACACAAGCAGCACAGGUCUGACUACGACUGAUGGACGUGAGUGGAUGACGGACAUGGGAAGCAUAUCCGCAACUGGCGUCUUAGUGGCGGCGGUAGCUGCCAUCCCCAUCGUCAUGUUUUUCUAUUUGGACCAGAACAUUUCCAGCCUGAUGUGCCAGAAGCCUGAGCAGAUGCUCGGGAAAGGAGCUUACUUCCAUUCUUCCUUCGCGUGCAUGGCCAUCUUUAACCUUCUAGGACCGAUUUGGGGUUUGCCCUUCGUGACCGGCUCUUUGCCGCAUUCACCCCAGUUUGUGGGCGCUAUGACCGAGACCGAUGAGGACUACAAGCCCACUGGGGUCGUGGAGAACCGAGUGGCACCUUUCGUUGGCUACCUGUUAAUGGGCGUGGUCCUCUUCCUGCCCGACCUGCUGAACAAGCUUCCAGAGACCGCGGUGAGCGGUGCUCUCAUCUUCGUGGGGCUGAAGGCCGCUUUGGGCACCCAGCUCUGGGAGCGCUUUCUGCUCCUCUUCACCGAUCCAUCCAAGCCACGAUCGGGCAAAGGCUACAGCCACUUGCCCCUCAAGACCGUCCAUUGCUUUACGUUGCUUCAGAUCCUCAUGGUCGUUGGCUGCUGGCUUUGCAACAUCUACAUCGGCCUUGGAUUUCCUGUUUUCGUCGCCAGCCUGAUUCCGUUUCGCUUCAAAGUUCUUCCUUGCCUCUUCAAGAGCGAAGACAUCGAGGCUCUUCUCACGGAGGAGCCUGAGCCGCCCAAGGGGAGCAAGUCCGACAGUGAUGAUAGCAUUGAGAACGUGGUGAGUGAGGAUGUGGAAACAGCGAAGGUUCCGGCGGAGUAUGCCAACCUGCCGAGACUCGAUGGGCGGGCCGUGCUGGAGUGGACUCUCACCCGUGGCCCAGAUUCGGGCGCUACAAAGUAUGUCAUCGACGAAGAGCUCAUCGAGGAGGCCAAGUUUACUAUGGUCAUUGACGGCUGGUCCGCACCACUGUCUGCCGGCAACUUCCUUGACCUGGUGAAUCGGAAGUUCUACAACGGGCUGCCUAUCCAGCGUGCCGACGGCUUCAUCAUUCAGACUGGCGACCCUGGUGCGGAUAAGGGAAAUGGCUUCUCGCCCGGACCGGGGCAGCCCGUCAGGACCAUCCCUCUGGAAGUUGGCAUCCGAGGUCGAAAAGAGGCGCUGUAUGGCGAGACGAUCGACGAGGCGAGACUCGUCGGCACCGAGGUGAAGAUCCCGUUCCAGGCUGACGGAACUAUUGCCCUUGCUCGCCGGGAGUUCGACAACGACUCUGAACCAGCCUUGGCGUUCAUGUUCCUGUUCGAGUCCGUGGCGCUCUUGGCAGAUUUGGGUUAA